Messenger RNA from Macrobrachium nipponense, 4078 nucleotides. RefSeq lists its product as uncharacterized. The record is from RefSeq and is a predicted model, not a curated record. The transcript is spliced from 2 exons. Gene Ontology annotation, cellular component: extracellular region. Gene Ontology annotation, molecular function: chitin binding. NCBI's taxonomy places the organism in Eukaryota, Metazoa, Arthropoda, Malacostraca, Decapoda, Palaemonidae. Bases 25 to 630 code for a protein of 201 amino acids.
CUCCCACACAUACUCCGUAACGCCAUGCUCACGCUCCUUCCUCUGCUAGUUGUGGGCGCCUUUAGCCAAGCCCUCGCUCAACAGGGCUAUGGCGCCCCUCCGCCUGCUACUCCAGGACUAACCUACGGCGCCCCCGACCUCCGAGCAGCUUCCUCCAACAUCAACGCAGCCAGGGGCGGACCAGGAGGCAGCGGUGACCCCAUAGCCGACCUCGCCGCCAGCAUCCCAGGCGGAGGCGUCCCUGGUCAAGAUUACCCAAUUCUCGCCUCUGUUCCAGACACUGGAUUUACUUGUGAAGCUCAAGAAUUCCCAGGCUACUACGCUGACACAGCUGACCAAGCUGGUUGUCAGGUGUUCCACAUCUGCCAAUUCGACAACCGCCAAGACUCCUUCCUCUGUCCAAAUGGGUCCAUCUUCAACCAACAGUACUUUGUCUGUGAUUGGUGGUACAACGUAGACUGCUCAGCGUCUGCGCAAUUCAUAGGUCUCAAUGCAGAGAUUGGGCGACUUCCACAGGAUAACGCUGUAGCCGCUUCUAACCGCGACGCCACACUCUCAAAUUCCUAUGGAGCACCCCAGGCACAACCCCAGGCCCCUUCCAGGUUAUACAAUUCCCCUUCCAGGUUUUAGGGGGUCGGCCCCACCCCCAUAAGCUCAGGGGUCACACACAGGCUGAAAUGGUGCUCCCUUUAGGUCCAUCAUCUCAGCCUAUAGCUAGUCAACCAGGUACACCCCCAUUCCAGAUACUAAGCCCAUCGUCUGUCCUCUUAAAUUCAGCUGGUGCUAAGAUUCUUCACAAACCUGUCUCCCUUGCUAUUCCAAUUUUACAUACUAGACCAGUUCAUCCCAAUUUCCUUUCCAUUUCUCAAGCGACCACUGCAAAUCUACUAAGAAGCUCACCUUCGGAAGUUCCCCAGAUCCCCUUAACUUUUUCUCACCCCUCUUCUGAACAAUCUGGUUCACUUUCAUCUACCACUUCCAUUCCUCUAGAUUCUUACUCAUUUCUGAGAACCACUUCUGUACCUACUCAUCAAAAUCCGACUCUUUCAGGACAUUCCCUUACAAACACAACUCCUUUACUUCUUUCUAAAAAUACUGCCCCAGACUCAUCUCCUCAAUCCACUUCUCAAACUUUCUCAUCAAUUCUGCCUAGGUUCCCUCCACCAACUUUUCCCAACUCCAAUUCUCAAGCCCCACUUCUCCCACAGCUCUCUCUUACAGAUUCUCAUACCCAUCUCUCUGGAGCAAUAUCCUCAGUAUCACCUACUCUAGUUUCUAAAUCCUCUCCUGGACGUCCCCUAGUUUCCCCCCUAACUACACCUGGAGGUUUGCCACCAAAUUCCCACCUGAUCAGCGAGCUGCCGACUGGCCCUUCUAAUCACAUGGAUGCUCCCUUAUUAGAAACACUGUCACGAAUGAAAGAUGAGCCCGUUACUCCACCAGUGCAGAGAAAUCCACCAACCGAGGAUGGCUUUUCUGAGUUAGGUCACUCCAUGGAAACUCACGACGAUCCUCUAGAUUCUAUCACUUCCUCUUCUACCACUCUUGCGUUUGUGUUACCGCCGACUGCCACAAAAUCAACAAAGGCCCUCAGCAUCUCCCCAGAGGAAUCAGUUUUCCCGCCAGGAACUCCGGUGUCCAAAACGAAUGGAAACCAAGAGUUACUCAGCGUAACGCCACAGACGUCCCUGGAAAACUCUUUGGUAGCCAGAAUUCCAGGCCACCUUCCAGAGGGCAUCAAGACAACACUCCUCAUUGACCUUCUUUUGCGACUGCGUUUGUACAUCUCAGUUGACCAUGAACCCCCAAAAUUCAUAAUUACAUGAGAUCAUUCUCAUGUAAUAUAUUACCUGAGACUAUUCUCAAGUAAAAUAUUACCCAAGAUUAGUCCCAUAGAAACAUUCUCGUCUGCUCUAUGUAGUAAGUAAUCUCUUGGUGAAAAUUCACUAAUUCUUGCAUGUUUAGGAUGCUUAAACUAAGUAUUUAUAAAUUCCUAUUUUCACUUCAUUUACUUUCCCCACCAAUUUUCUACAGCUUUCAUGAAAUAACUGUUGGGUUAUAUUCCCUUCAUCAAGCUCUCUCUCUCUCUCUCUCUCUCUCUGUCUUUCACCUCUUAGCGUAAUAAUAAUCAAUGGCUUUCCUUUCACCCAAAGUGGUGACUCCAUUGCUGGACCUAUCAGUAAAUAAAAAAAAAAAAGUUAUUUCUUCCAUGAAGAAACCCUUGGAAUUUUCUCAGAUAUUGCAAUGACUCAGUAUCUGCACAGCUUAUGUUUCCUCUCUCUCUCUCUCCUCUCUCUCUCUCUCUCUCUCUCUCUCUCAUUCUUAACUCCUCUCCUCCUUUUCAACUCAAACCACAAGUCCCCGGUCUUUGUCCUGUUUUUUCUUGUGUGUCUGUCUGUCUGUAUUGUUUUUUCUUUUGAAUGCUCUAACCUCAGUGACCCUUCUUCUUUAUUGACCUCCUAUUUUUCACCUCGGCUGUUCCGCUUUGACUUUCCACUCUGCUUCGCUUGAUCUCAAACCAUUAAUGCACUGGCGUAUCGUACAUGCUUUCGUUUAGUGUACUACAGCCUGAAUUGUGUGCCAUACUACCUUUUGAAAAAUUAUAUAAGAAAUUCUGUUUGACGCUGUAGACUAUCUGUACUCUUUAUUUCUAAUUCUUCAAUGACUGUUCCUUUUCAACAUCUGGGAUGAGGAUUUCGCUGCAGUUUCUAUCAUACAGUCUUGUACUUAUGAAAUACUCUGCAGUUUCUAUCAUAUAAUCUUGUACUCCUAAAGUUCUCUGUUGCUAUAAAACUUCAAAUACCUCCUCCCUUUCCUCUGCAACACAGAAAACAUUCAAGUGUUUCACUUGGCACCGCUGCAGCCACAUUUCUUGCACGCAGGUUUAUAUUUCUCAUUUUACUUUCUAUGUUAAGCAUGUUAACUCUUCUCAUUCUUUCCCAGUUGAACAACACUGUGUCUCUGCUCUAGUCUGUUCUGAAUUGGUGUUACUGAAGCCUCUGUCCAGCUGCUUCUAAUUCAAGAUCUGACGCUUAAGUCUCUUCUUAAUAUGUAAAACAACUCGGCAUGAUUUUUGCUGUUCUGUGCUUUGCAGUCUGUUGGACUGUGAAGGUCAAAUCGAUUUUGAUGCAGCAGGUGUCUUUUUCUUGUCAGCUUAAUAGUAAUUUAAUAUAUUUCUGGAAUACGAACAUUAAGUACUAAGUACCAUUUUCGUAUUUUCACAAUUUCUUGUUUAUUCAGCAAUGAAUUGCUCCUUCCACAGUCACCAAAAAAUGCUUUUGUUUCAUUUAACUGAAAUGAAAUAGCUUAUUUGAAUCUUGUGUGUGUGUGCAAUCAUAUAUAUAAACAUAUAUACAUGAGUAUGCACAGUACACACAGCUAUUACUGAGCAUGUUUCAACUUCCCCAGCCAGCUUCUUAUGUGUUUGUUGUCUUGUACUGAACAAAAAGAACCAAUGGCAAGUUAAAUCAGACUAGCAGGAUUGCAGAGUGUAAUUAAGAUGGUAUUUUGACUAAGAUACCCACUGCAGAUGAAUAUAAGAGAAGUCAUGCAAUAACUUCCAAUAGUGAGAAAAUGACCAGACAGUAAAUUCGACCGUGGUUUAUAUUUCAAAAUCUCUUCUUCCCUUGGCAAGCAACAGUAAAAGGUAUCUUAAAAACUACCGUCUUAAAACUUGUCACUUGGAGUAUGUGACUCUAGAGAUCGAAAUGGAGUAUUAAGCAUCAGCUUUGUAACUUUCUAUUAAUAUAAGUGUCAUUGUUUUGAUUUCAGUUGUGAACUGAAACUCAAACAACUCUUUCCACGACGUCAAUGCGGCUUCAAACGAAACCGAACGAAUAUAAUAUUACUUUGUUGUACAACCCUUAAAAGUAUUUUAGCUAAUCUGUGGUUGUAACGUUUCUCUAGGUUAAAAUUAUAUCGGAUUAUAAUCACUAUUACUAAUCUGAAUGUCUCUAUAAAAUUAUUUAUAUAUAUAUAUGAUAUAUAUAAUAUAUACACGAAAUAAAUCAUAUCUAUUUUUGUAGCAGAAAUAAUAUAUUUCUAUGAUCUUAAUGAAUAAAAUAUUGGAUAUCUCACA